AUGUCCGACGGCGCCGCCCAGGGCGCCGCCCAGGGCGCCGCCGAGGGCGCGCGCUUGCAGACCAGUGAUACGUGGGCCACGUGGGGCGAGGAUCUGGACGUGGAGAUUGUGCCAGCUGCAGGGUCAGACGGAGGAGACGCGCAGCCUGAUCGGCAGCCCAACUACGGCGAGCCAGGAUGGCGCUCGCCGUCUCAGGCAGGCGCGCAAACAGUCGCAGAUGAGGAGUCGCCGCGCGACAUCCCAGCAGAGCAGCCGAACCACGCGAGCCAGGCUGAUGCGCCAGUCGGGGCCCAAGUUGCGGCGCCAGCGGCGGCGGCGCCGCCCUCUUCCUGUGAGGCGCCGCCCCCCGCUGGCGAGGCACCGCCUGGCGCCGUCGCAGGGCCGUCCCAGGAGAUGCUGCCCCCAGCGGAGGCAGCGAACGUCCCGCCAUCGCUGAUGUCGCUGAUCAAGUCGCUACAGGACCAGGUGCUCGAGCAGGCGGAGCAGAACAAGAUGCUCAAUCUGAAGCUCAGGGCGGCCGAGGCGGCCAAGGCACUCAAUAUCAACCCGUAUAUGCAUCCACCAGUGCCGACCGAGGAGCAACCAGCGCAGAGGCAGCAACCAGAUGGAGGGCAGCAACCAGAGCAGGGGCAUGUCAUCGACGUCGAGGAGUCACUGCCCAGCAGUGGGGAUGGAGACGAGGAGAUGACGCAGGCGCUGAAGGAGUCGGAGGAGGCCGCCCGUAUUGCCAAGGAAAAGGAGGACGAGGGCAACCAGCAGUUGGAGGAGGCGAUGCAGAGAUCGAGGGAGGAGGCCCAGCGACGCGGCACCAGCGUCAGUCCCGAGAGGGCCCCGAACUCGCCAGGCAAGGCGAGCACUUGGCAGGGCCAGCAAGCGGCUAGCGGUCAGCCUGUGCCGACAGAGAUGCCUGUGCCGACAGCGCAGCCUGCCUCGGCAGCGCAGCCUGUGCCGACAGCGCUGCCUGUGCCGACAGCGCAGCCUGUGCCGACAGUGCUGGCUCCUGCAGGAGGCGCGGCCGCGCAGGCACACUUGGGGACACCGCCGAAGAGCAAGCGCCGCCGCAUGCUCACCGACGUCAUCCUGAGCUCCGAGGUGAACUUCCAGAGCAUCCUCAAGAAGGCAGAGAAGCCCGAGCUCCUGGGCGUCGAGCUGCGCGACCAUCUUAUGGCCAUCUUCCAGGGCAAGCACGUCAAAGAGCUGCACAGCAUGAAGGGCAUAACGCCUCAAAGCAUGCUUCCCGAGGCAGUAGCGGGUGCAGAGAACGCGUUGGGCGAAGUUCAGGGCCCUGACGAGGGCGGCGUCGACCCUGCGAGCCUCGAGGAGAAGCAGAAGAAGGAGUACGCUGUAUGGCAGGCAGCGAGGGCCAAGGACUUCAGGUUCGCGGCGAACGGCAAGGAGGACAAUGUCCUGGCGGGCAGGUUCGAUCGCUACAAGAGCAGUCACCCAGACUGUGAGAAGGCAUUUCGGUACUUCUUGAAGGCCAUUCAGUUGGGGGCGCCUUGGGUUGUGUACUGCCCGUCUCGCGAGGCGCUCCGCGCUUUGUAUGUGGGGGAGGGAGUGGACAGCGAGUUCAGCGUCGCGUGGUCCAAGCACCAGGCAUGGGCGGACGACGCGAUCGAAAGCAACGAGAUGAAGAGAAGGCGCUUGGAGCAGGCACUGGCGACGGGCGAGCCCAGCAACCAGGACAAGACGAGGAUCCUCAUCGGUAAGGUCGCGGACUCUGCUGGCGUGACCUCGAAGGCCGAGAUCCAGGAGACAGGCGGCGAGGGCGUUCCAGGCGCGGAGCGCGCUGAGGAGACGGGCACUGAGACGGGCAAAAAGAAGAGCAAGGGAGAGGGCAAGGGCAAGAAGCAGGGCAAGAAACGAAAGCAGGAUACCACCGAAGGCAACCCUAAGGAGCAGAAAACCGAGUCCCCUGGCGGCGACUGUAUCAAGGCCCUCAUGACGCAGGCAAAGCAGACCGUGCUGCUGCACAACACCGUGGUCAGCCAUGCCCAGACCUUGGCGUAUAACAUCGAGAAUGAUCCUGAUUACUCCUGGGCGAAGACUGACGAGGACGGCAAGUUGUUUCUGGAGCAGCUCACGGAGGUGGGCCACACCUUGUGGACCUCAGGAGUCAGCAAAGCCUUGACUGAGCCCCUGACGAGUGUGAGGAAAACUUGUUCGGAUUCGGAGUUCAUCAGUUACCUCCACAAGCUGAAGGAGGUCGACCAGAUUGACAAAAACCUUCAGGAGCUCACCAUUAAGGUCAAGAGCCUCCACGAGAUCAAAAAGCCCAAGAGGGCCGCCUGA
Molecule: messenger RNA, 2292 nt
Organism: Prorocentrum cordatum
Lineage: Eukaryota; Dinophyceae; Prorocentrales; Prorocentraceae
Source: the annotation of a GenBank genome assembly